This is a messenger RNA of Colius striatus (speckled mousebird), 11648 nucleotides long. It is a transcript of the gene NFAT5, whose product is annotated as nuclear factor of activated T cells 5. The record is from RefSeq and is a predicted model, not a curated record. Gene Ontology annotation, molecular function: DNA-binding transcription factor activity, RNA polymerase II-specific; transcription factor binding; RNA polymerase II cis-regulatory region sequence-specific DNA binding. Gene Ontology annotation, cellular component: transcription regulator complex. The coding region runs from base 296 to 4828 and encodes 1510 amino acids. The transcript is spliced from 14 exons. Gene Ontology annotation, biological process: calcineurin-NFAT signaling cascade; cytokine production; regulation of transcription by RNA polymerase II. NCBI's taxonomy places the organism in Eukaryota, Metazoa, Chordata, Aves, Coliiformes, Coliidae.
CCCUCGGCCGCGGCCGCGCAGGCGCACAGCGGUAACGGAGGGGGCGGUCGGGCGCGUUCCGUUGGCAGCGGCCGGUUCCUGUCAGCGGCGGCGGGUGGCGGUGCCCGGUCCCGACGGCGAGCGGAGCCCCCCCCCCGGCCUGGCCCGACCCGGCCCGAUUCGCGGCCCCGACGUGCUCGCGCCUGCCGGUGCGUCCCCUCCCCAGCGCGGGGCGGCGGAGGCAGCAGCGCCCCCCUCCCGGCCCGGCCCCCCGCUCCCGCCGCCCCCCUCGCCCCUGCCGGGCCGCGGAGCUGCGAUGCCCUCGGACUUCAUCUCUCUGCUCAGCGCCGACCUCGACCUCGAGUCCCCCAAGUCCCUCUACUCCAAGGAAUCUGUCUAUGACCUUCUCCCAAAGGAGCUGCAGUUACCACCUUCCAGAGAAACAUCUGUAGCAUCCAUGAGCCAAACAAGUGGUGGCGAGGCAGGUUCGCCGCCUCCAGCUGUAGUUGCUGCUGAUGCUUCUUCAGCUCCUUCCUCUUCCUCCAUGGGCGGUGCUUGCAGCUCCUUUACCACCUCUUCCAGUCCUACCAUUUACUCUACCUCAGUCACCGACAGCAAGGCUAUGCAAGUGGAGAGCUGCUCCUCAGCCGUGGGGGUAAGUACCCGAGGGGUAAGUGAACAGCAGUUAACCAGUAACACAGUCCAGCAGCAGCAGUCAACGCCGAAGAGACACACAGUCCUGUACAUCUCGCCACCACCUGAGGACUUGCUGGACAACAGUCGGAUGUCCUGCCAGGAUGAGGGGUGUGGAUUGGAGUCAGAGCAGAGCUGCAGUAUGUGGAUGGAGGAUUCACCCUCCAACUUCAGUAACAUGAGUACCAGUUCCUACAAUGAUAACACUGAGGUGCCACGUAAAUCACGCAAACGAAAUCCAAAGCAGAGGCCAGGGAUCAAACGCCGAGAUUGUGAAGAGUCCAACAUGGAUAUAUUUGAUGCCGACAGUGCCAAAGCGCCUCACUAUGUCCUUUCUCAGCUCAGCACGGACAGCAAAAGCAACUCAAAAGCAGGAAAUGGAGCAUCAGAGAACCAGAAAGGAGCUGGAGGGAAGAAGACCCCAAUGUUGUGUGGUCAGUAUCCGACUAAGAGCGAGGGGAAGGAGCUGAAGAUAGUGGUACAGCCAGAAACCCAGCACAGGGCUCGUUAUCUGACUGAGGGCAGCCGAGGCUCAGUGAAGGACCGGACCCAGCAAGGCUUUCCAACUGUGAAGCUGGAAGGUCACAACGAGCCGGUGGUGCUGCAGGUGUUUGUGGGUAACGACUCUGGGCGAGUGAAGCCACACGGGUUCUACCAGGCCUGCAGAGUUACUGGGAGAAACACUACACCUUGUAAAGAGGUGGACAUCGAGGGGACCACUGUCAUUGAGGUCGGACUGGACCCGAGCAACAAUAUGACACUGGCGGUUGAUUGUGUGGGAAUACUGAAGCUGAGGAACGCUGAUGUUGAAGCUCGGAUAGGGAUUGCUGGCUCCAAGAAGAAAAGCACACGUGCCAGGCUGGUGUUCCGCGUUAACAUCACUCGCAAAGAUGGCUCAACUUUGACUCUUCAGACACCUUCUUCCCCAAUUUUGUGCACUCAACCAGCAGGAGUCCCUGAGAUCCUGAAGAAGAGUCUGCACAGUUGUUCUGUGAAGGGUGAAGAGGAGGUUUUCCUGAUUGGCAAGAACUUUCUAAAGGGAACAAAAGUGAUUUUCCAAGAGAAUGUUUCUGAUGAGAAUUCUUGGAAAGCAGAAGCUGAAAUAGACAUGGAAUUGUUUCAUCAGAAUCACCUUAUUGUGAAGGUGCCACCAUAUCAUGACCAGCAAAUAACCUCAGCUGUUUCUGUGGGAAUUUAUGUGGUGACCAAUGCUGGAAGAUCACAUGAUGUGCAACCAUUUACCUACACUCCAGAUACAUCUGGUACUCUGAAUGUUAAUGUGAAGAAGGAAAUCUCCAGCCCAACCCAACAUUGUUCUUUUGAAGAGGCUAUAAAAGCAGUGAAGGCCACUGGUUGUAACCUGGAGAAGGUAAACAUUCUUCCUAGUGCCUUGAUAACUCCACUCAUGCCAAGCAGUAUGAUUAAGAACGAAGAUGUGGCUCCAAUGGAAGUAAGUGCAGAAAAAAGAUCUCCCUCAGUCUUCAAGGCUUCAAAUGUGGUUGGACCAACUCAACAAACAUUGGAAAACAGUAUGUCUGGCAUAUCAACAUCUGCUUCCCAUCUACCUUCUGAAAAUGAAAACCAGCAGCCAAUACAGCCGAAGGUGUAUAACCCAGAGACACUAACUACUAUCCAAACACAGGACAUCUCCCAGCCUGGGGGCUUUUCAGCAGUGUCUACUCCAGGUCAGCUGCAGAACAGUGACGCUUUAUUGCAGCAAGCUACACAGUUCCAAACAAGAGAUUCCCAAACCAGGGAAGUCUUGCAGUCAGAUGGCACAGUGGUCACUUUGUCCCAGCUGACAGAUGCAUCCCAGCAGCAGCAGUCUACGCUUUCAGAACCAGCACAGGCACUGCAGCAGCAGAUUUCAUCGAGCAUUUUCUCGUCAGCAAGCGGUGUGAGUCAGUUACAGAACACUAUACAGCAACUGCAAGCUGGGAACUUUCCAACAAACACUGCCACAGGCAGCAAUAGAAACGUUGACUUGGUGCAACAGGUACUGGAAGCUCAACAGCAGUUGUCUUCUGUUUUAUUUUCUGGUUCAGAGAGCAACGAGGAUGUUCAAGAUCAGCUCAAUGCAGACAUCUUUCAGCAGGUUAGCCAGAUGCAGAACAGUGUAAAUCCUGGCAUGUUUUCCUCGUCAGACACAGCUGUCCAUUCCAGACCAGAGAACCUUUUGCCUGGACGAGCUGAAAAUGUUCACUCUCAGCCUGAAAAUACGUUGUCCAACCAGCAGCAACAGCAGCAGCAGCAGCAGGCGGCGAUGGAGACCUCUGCAGCAAUGGUGAUAGGGAUCCAACAGAACAUGUGCCAGGCUGCAACACAGAUGCAGUCCGAUCUGUUCUCUUCCACAGCUUCGGGGAAUGGAGCCCUCCAGCAGUCACCUGUUUACCAGCAGGCUUCUCACAUCAUGGGUGGGUUGUCAACAAGUGAAGACAUGCAAAUGCAGUGUGAAUUAUUCUCUUCAUCUCCUGGGGUUUCUGGGAGUGAGACGGCUCCUCCUGCUCAGCAGCAGGUCUCCAACAACGCACCGGCCAUGUUUCAGGCAUCGAACUCUGCAGAUGGGGAGGAAGCUUCAGGACAGAGUAAACAGAUGCAGAGUACUGUCUUUCAGACCAUGGUUCAAAUGCAGCAUAGUGGAGAAAGUCAAUCUCAAGUCAAUCUCUUUUCAUCUACCAAAAACAUGAUGACUGUUCAGGCGAGUGGAACUCAGCAACAGGGCGGUGGUCUGUUCCAGCAAGGCGGAGAAAUGAUGUCCAUCCAGUCAGGCAGCUUUAUGCAGCAGUCCCCACACUCACAGGCACAGCUCUUUCACUCUCAGAAUCCCAUUGGUGAUGCUCAGAAUAUAUCACAGGAAACUCAAGGCUCUAUUUUUCACAGUCCAAACUCCAUUGUCCACAACCAGACCAGUUCCAGCUCCUCAGACCAACUGCAGCCUCCCAUGUUCCACUCACAGAACGCCAUGGGGGUGUUGCAGAGCUCUUCAGUUCCUCAAGACCAGCAGUCUGCCAACAUAUUCCUUUCCCAGAGUUCAAUGAGCAACCCUGCAAGUCAGGAAGAGCAGAUGUCAUUCUUUACAAGCCCCAAUUCCAUUUCUCCUCUUCAGACGGCAACAAACACUGAGCAGCAGACUUCUUUCCAGCAGCAGACGCAGAUGUCUCAUAUGCAGAGUUCUAUGCUUCCCCAAGAGCAGCCCCAGACUCAGCCUGCCCAGCAAGGUUUGUUUCAGUCUCAAGUGUCAUUGGGCUCCAUCCAGUCCAGUUCGAUUCCCCAGAACCAACAAGGAGCCAUCUUCCAGCCUCAGCAUUCGAUGGUUGCUAUUCAGAGCAGCCCCCCGUCUCAAGAGCAGCAGCAGCAACAGCAGAACAUGAUGUUCAGUAAUCAGAAUGCAAUGAAUACAAUUGGUUCUCAAAAGCAGAACAUGAUUUUCAACCCAAAUCAAAACCCAGUUGCCAAUCAGGAGCAACAAGGCCAGUCCAUUUUUCGUCCACAGUCUAACAUGGCACCGAUGAACCAGGAGCAGCAGCCCAUGCAAUUCCAGAGUCAGACUACAGUGUCUUCUCUUCAGAAUCCUGGAUCCAACCAGGCUGAAGCACAGCAGCCAGCCAUCUUCCAUAACUCGCCCCAGAUUCAACUGGUCCAAGGGUCACCAAGUUCUCAAGAGCAACAAGUCACCCUCUUCAUCUCCUCAGCUUCCAUGUCUGCCUUGCAGAACAGCAUGAGCCAGCAAGAGCUGCAGCAGUCGCCUAUGUACUCCUCUCAGAACAGCAUGGCAGGGAUGCAGGGAACUGCCUCUCCUCCGCAGCAACAAGCCUCUUUAUUUCACAACACAGCAGGAGGUGCUAUCAACCAGCUGCAGAAUUCUCCUGCUUCAUCUCAGCAAACAUCAGGAAUAUUCCUGUUUGGCAUUCAAAACAACUGUGGCCAGCUGCUGACCUCGGGACCAGCCCCGCUGCCGGAUGAGCUGAUGGCGAUCGGUCAGCCGGGGCAGCCGCAGGGCGAAGGGCAAGCGGCGGUGCCGGCGCUUCUCUCCCAGCAGAUAUCUGAGACCCCUCCACUACCUUCAGCCAUGGCGACCAAUCAGAACAUGGAGAAAAUAGAUGAUCUGCUGGUGUCACUGCAAAACCAAGGGAACAAUAUGGCUGGCUCAUUUUAAUUAGCCAACAGAAAUUCUGUGAAGAAAAAAAGAGUGAUGAUUUCCCAGAUCCUCUCAGACCUUCCAACUCGGGAUUAGGCUGUGUGGAACUGAUUGCUUCUGUCAAAAAGUGACCCUCUUCUCUAAAGAGCACACACGUGGCCAGUCGCAGCUGAGGCCGUGCCCACAGUGUCUGGAUUCAGUGCCAAUAAUGCUGAAAGGCUAUGCUUUGUUUUACUGGGGCACGGGAUCGGACUGGUACCAGGUUCCUAAACCUCAUGAGCAGUGGGGUGCUCUCUGAAUUUAAAGCAUAUCUGGUCAGUUGUUAUUGUUGUUAGAAGGUCAUACAUGUUACCACGUUUACUUUUUUUCUCUUCCUCUUCCUUCUUGACGUCCCCUCUCUCGACUAGAAGAGCUUGUGGAGCAGAAACAUGAAAUGCCCGUGACGCGAGCUGUGACUCAGAGCUGUCAGCAAGAGAAGGGAUCACGUGCAGUCGAGGGGGAGCCAGUGCUGCCAUUUGCUAAUUGCAGUAGGCAGCAAUGCCCAGCACUGAUGAAUAAACAAGCAGAGAAUUGCUCACUGCUGCAGCCAGCCAGAGGUGGGUGCUUCCAGCAGAGAAUGUAACGGUUUCCCUCGGCUCUUGGGUGUUAACCGUGCCUAGAGCAAGGGUUUGGUGGCUCUGGCAAAAGGAAGAAACAAAGGGCAGCUUUCCAUUAGAUUUUGCUCUUAAAAAUGUUACCCUCUGAAACACCUUCAACCUGAAAACAACAUUCUUCCUGGCUGGGGAAGGAACUCCCCCGUGUGUCUCUGACUGUGGGCUUGACCCCCGUAAAGCUGCAUUAGCCAUUCUCAGACUGCCCUGUGCCCUUUUGUUCUUUCCAUGGUUUUCCUUCUCUCCCCCUCAGUUCCAUGCUGCAUUUAAAAAAGAGAAAAGAGAUAAAUAUCCUGCUGGCUUUAGAGACCAGAAGCAGCUUUUAGGAAUCUCUGGCAUUAAAUUGCUUAGUCAGUAGAAGCUUUGACAAAUAAUCGAGGAUUACGGGAAGAAGAAGCAAUUUCUCCACCACCUAAAGCAGGAAUCCCCCUCCAUCAGCUGUUACUGAUGUAAACCUCCAGCUCGACUUUACUCCAGACAGGGGGCAAGUUACAUCAUUUUUAAGCAUUCUUGAGAGUCUCACUUCAUCCUGAGCUGUUGCAUCUUGGUAGCGGAUCGAGCUCGUGGCGGUUGUGAAGUGAUGUGGUUUUCAAUACCAACAGUGUCUCCAGGUCUAGUUUCUAGGUUGUCGCGUCUCGAGGGACGCAGCGACCGGUGUUACGGAAUGUAAACCCAGCCCACUCCAGACCACGCAGUUGUAUCGUGAGGCAUGUGAAUCUUUCGGGUGCUCCAACUGUCGGACAGUUCUGUGAUAUCUCACUACAGCCUCCUGCAGGGUCGUGUCCUCUCCUCCUGCAGGCAGGGAGCUGCAGCGGCCGAGCCCGGCAGCUCUCCCGCGGGGCUGCUUUGGCCUCGGCAGCGUGUGGUUGGUAUCACGGCAGUUUUCAUUUCUGUUAUUUUAAAUAACAAAGAACAGUCUGUAAAUGGUUUUUUGAGUUCCUCUGGUCUGUUUACCGUGUGUUUCCCCCUUGACUCGUGUGCUUAGUUGAGCCGUGUAGAGUUUUUUGUUUAACGGAUUUUCCUGUUUGUCGGUCUGUCCUGACGUCCUCUUGCUGUCUCUCUCUUUCUCUCUCUCAUUGAGAGGCAUUGAAUUACGUUUUCAGUAGUAAGGCUUCUUGCCGAUAUGAAGGGAACUUUUCAGAAAGAGACCUGCUCUGGGUCAUUUAAUUUUGAAUACAGUUUUCAAUCGUUCAAGUUUUGGAUGGUUUAUAUCUAAUGUGUGUUUCAUUUUUUUGGAAAGCUAUAUUUUGUAUUUAGGAAAUGGUAUAACUAUUUUGCUAUUUGUACUGAGUGAGUACAUUGGCAUAAAUAUAAAAAUUUAUAUAUAUACAUAUAUAUAAAAUAUUCUUUUUGCCACACAUUUUGGUGGUAAAUUUGUGAGUUUGUCUGAUGUUCUACCACAACGUGGCGUCUGAUAUAACAGUGGGGUGGGGUGGGGUUUGUUAUGUCUUUACUGAGUAUUUAAGUACUUUUUGCGACAUAAAUAACUUGUUCAUCUCUCGCCAUUCCAUCGGGCAGUUUCUUGUUCCAACUGGCUGUGAGAAGCUUCGCCGUGUGUUUCGCUGUGUCUGCGCUCAGCAGUAGGAUCUAGUGAGGAAGCCCGUAGGCAUUUAGGCGUGUGUAAAACCUGGGGGUUUCGUUCAGGAUGAGCCAUUCAGCUUUUAGCCACUGUCAGCCUCUAUUUAAUAUUUUACCCUUAGCUCCUCUGUGUUUUAAUUUAUGAUUACGCCGAAGUGUUUAAAGUUUUAAUCAUGGUGAAAAGAAUUCCCCUCUUCACAAUGUCCAGAGCUGCUUUAACCCUCAAUCAUGCUUCCUUUUUCUUUCUGUGAUUACCUUUAUUUUGCCUGUUAAGACAAAAUACUAACAAGCCCUUGUUGGCGGGUGCCGUGAGGACAGCAGCGCCGCGCACUCACCCGCCGCCGCCUGCGAGUUACCGCGGGAGCCCGGAGCCGGUUACUCAAACACCAGCUGGUGGCGUUCGCAGGAUCGAAGUCCCAGGACGAGCUGAUGGGUGUCACCUGGGGCCUUCAUACACAGAAGAAACAAUAGGAGUGAUAAAUCCCCACGUGUGCUGCUUGUGUCCCAGAGGGGUGUAUCUGCACGUCAGAUGCUGCUGUUCAGUGCCAAGUCACCAGGGACCAGUUCUCCACGUAACAAGAUGGGUGUCCAAUAGAGAACUUCACACCAAGGCUGCUGCAGCCCCAGGGAAGGGUCUGUCUGAAUUGUGGGUGUAUUUUCGGCCGCUGCUGAAGAGAGGAAAGAGGGGAAAAAAAGGGUUUUAACAAACAACAUCAAUUUCCAAAGGGCUGUGCUGUGCCAUUCCUCACUCUGGGUGACACCUUUCUCGUGUUAAACUCAUCUUGCUCGUGUUAGGUCAACGUUUAAAUGUGCAACACCUGGAACGUGUAGUUUGGUUACAGAAAGUACCUGUGCUGAGGAGGGCGAGCUGGCUCAGCGGCGGAGCAGCCGAGGCCAGGCGCAGCCUGCAGGGCCCCGUGGCACGGGCAGCCACGGGCUGGUCGGAGCCCGCAGCGCUGACCUCUGCACGCCAAGCAGCUGAUGUUGAUAAUUGGAGCUUACUCUGCGUUCUGCUGUGUUUCCAUCCCGGGGUUCCCUCCUCGGCCUGUUGGCUGUGAGCAGGCAGAGGUGAGGCACGUGUCCAGCGCAUUUUGGUUGGGGAAGUUCCAAGGUACUGCAAUGUUAGUCUCUGUGAAUGUGAAGAUCUUGGUGUUUGUUGUUAAGGGACUGUUGUUAUGCACAAAGCAGCAGGGAGGUACAGAUGAUGUUACUAGGUGAAGAAUGGAGGAUUUCAGAGCUGCGUUGCUGGGAUGGGGUCUCUGUAUGAUGUUUUUUCUGCUGCUUCAUGCUCUGAAAAGAAUUGUUAAAUCUAAGCCUCCUUGGGAGAGGUGGGACGUGCUCUUCAGCUGUGUGUGCCUCUAGAGCACCCGAGGCACGGGAUGGUCACGGGCUCGGGAGACGGACCUGCUGGGCACCGGCCGUGCCUUCGCUCUGCUCUCCCUUGUCUUGUACACCGUGUGUGUGUGAGUCAGAAACACACAACCCAGGGUUAGGAGCUCGACAUCUCCUCUGUCAGGAAGUUCCUGGUGCUUUGUGCUUCAUGGGGGAGGCCACGUUGUGUUGUGAACUGCCUCUGCGCUGGCUGAUCCGUCAGCAGCCUCACGGCAAACGCUUUGCUGUUAUUUUGACAUAGAGGUAGUUGAAGCAGCAGUUUCAGCUUUACUCCUUCCCAGUGGGUGUCUAAUCACCAAUCAUUUUAUUAGAAUUACUUUUAAUUGCUGACAGGGUGGGUACUUCCUCUGUAGUUCCAGGAUGGGACAAGCACGAGCAGUUGAGCUGGCAGGUUUGUUACUGGCAGUGCUCUGGGCAGCUGGAUCCGUGGACAUUCCCUGCAUUUGCAGAAGCUGAAAGCGGUUUUGUUUUGGUUUUGUAAAAAGCUUCUAUGAAUUAGGAUUUAGUUUCUGAAAAGAAAACUUGCCUGAACAGAUCUUCUACUCCAGGUACCUUUGCAGAGUCUCCAGAAGGAACACCAAACAAGCCCGACGCGUGCGUUGGUCUCUUGUAGUUUGAAGCACUAUUUGAGUAGCAGGAAAGUUGGUUUAUUAAAAAGCAAAACCAGAGUUGUUGUUACUGGACUACAAAAGCUGCACAGAGCUUCCCCCCUGGGAACGUGUGUGUGUUUGCACGUGCACCUUCAGUAAGACAGAAAGGAGUUUCACUCAGCUUUUGAAUCUCCUGCCUCGGUGGCAAAGUGCUGGUUCUGUUUUGAGGGUAAGCACAGGGGAGGAUGACGAGGGGUUACAGGCAUUUAACCGACUCACAGGAGCAGAACAAGGAGAAGGAAUUGCUCUGCAUGUCUGAGCCAUGAGUUGUAGGUGGAAGGUGAGAGGGAGGAUGUUGGUCACUGGUGACUCCUCAUUAGUGCAGCAUUUCCUUUCUGGGAGCAGAUGUGGUUUAUGUUCCAGAGGGCUGGCAGCAGCUCCAGUAUUUUAGAAGAUGAAACUAGUGCUGAGCUGCUUCGUGUGUUUGGGGUUUCUGCUUUGUCUUGGGGUAGAUUGUGUGUGAGCACUUGGUGUUCAGACCAGUGGUGCCAGUGGGAUGUGACAGCAGUGAGGGCUGCAGGCUGGGAACCGGGCACAGGAGGAUGGAUGCUGUUUGGAGACAAGGGAAGAUGCAGCAGCAGAUAAGCUCCUGUACAAGUGUUACCUGCAAAAGCCUCUCGUUCAGAGGGAGCUCCCAGGGGUCACUCAGGAGGAGAGGCUGUUGUUUGUCACGAGCUGUGUAGCUAUGUACAUACGCAAUGCCUGUAUAUUCCAGGGUUAUAUAUAUGUAUAUAGAGGAGUCGUAUGUCAUCUAUGAUAUAUAAAUAAUUAGUGAACAGAUGCAUAGAACACUGUUAUAUUUACAUUUUUAUAAACAUGAAAUAAUAUUCCUUUUCCUUAGAACGAGGUUAUUUACUGAGGUUUUUGUAGUAACUCCUGGGUAGGUGUAUGAGGCCCUUUCAGUACUGUACACGUGGCGCUGUCGGUAGUGUUGCUUGGGGAAGUUGCUCGGUGUGUGAACGUCACAGCCCCAGCUUGGAAGCAGCUCUACACUUUUGUAUCCUUUUAUAUAUUUUUUUAUUGCUAAUUGCAGGUGUGUUGGCAAAGCAGUUGGACUGUCAGGCUCAGCUUUCUGCACCCCUCUGCCCCCUGCCAGCUUUCCUCAAGGGACUCCCGACUUGGGGACCUUUCCCAGUGCCAGUCCCCCAGCAGCUCGUGCUGGUAGGGAGUGGUGGUGGUGGCUGUGUGGCUCCAGGGGAGCUGGGCUGAGCCCAGCAGCCCUCUCCCACGGAGGGUUGUUAGUUGUCGUUGCAUAGCAAAGGAGCCUGGCUGCUGCUCGCUGGGUUGGUUUGGAUCAGGAAGUGUAAUCAGUCAUUCCUCUUGUCCUUGUUCUCGGAAAGGCAUCUCGGGAGCUUUUCUUUUGCUUGCUUUUUAACUGACAUACUGCAACAGCCAAUGUCUAGAAAACCCUCUCCUUGAAAGCUGGUGCAAGCUCUCCCUGGUUUCUAGCCCUGAGGAGCCCUGCCCUGACUUGCACCAAUUCCUUUCAGAUGGUGUGAGAAAUUGGACUCUCAGAGAAAUCCAGACUGUAAAAUCAACAGCAGGUCUUUGUCCCCAGUGACCCUGCAGGCCUGAUCGGGUGUGUUCUGCUGCACUUUGACCGAGGCUGAUGGACAGACAUCACUGUCCUGGGACAGCCUUGGUCAAAGCUUCUCUGCCAAACUGAGAGCAAAUGUCCUUAUUUCUUGUUUGAGCCACCAGUUUGCAGGUCUGAGCUCCACUGCAGCCAGAGAGCUGCCAUUCUGCAGGUGCAGGUCACAGACUCGCCUCCUAACAUUCAACAGCACGGGGACAAGAGUGAAGAGGCCGAGGGUUCCCUGCUUGCUGUGGGCCGUUUGGUUCAGGCUCCCCUGUGCAAAACACCCACUGCAGAGCAGCCCAGUUGUGUGUGUGCUCCAGGCCUCAGCCGAGCAGCUCGUGAUCCAUGUGCAGAUCACACGAGUGGCCUUCGCUUCUCUUUUGUCCCUGAGCUGGGAGGGUCUGGGGCAGGGGCCCCGGGGCAGGGGGGAGCGCAGCUGACCCCGAGGUGGGGGAAGCUCCCUGGUGCAAGGAGAGUGUUGCAGAACUGGGAACACAUUCCAGUGUCUCACUCACACCACAGCAUUCCUGAAGCUUUUCUUUUUUUCCCAUUCUGGACACUAGAUGGUUUGAAAUCUUUCCAUUUGAGCUCAUUAACAACGAGUAAGCUCCAAAACCCUUCAGAGCAGAGCGUUCUACCUCUGUCCCUGGCUGCAUCUCGCAGUGGCUGAGCUGUCUGCCAUGUGCCCCGGAGCGCUGCUCGGCCGCUGAGCUGCCUCUUGCCCUGCCCUGCAGCGUGACGUAGCCGCAGAUAUUCCUUCGUGUGUUGGUGUUGGAUGGACUUGAGUUGGGAUUUUCAAAGCCCUGAGACCCGGUGUUUUCAGUUUGUCCUACGAGGGGAUAUUUUAUUUGCAUCUAUGUUUUUAGCUAUCCUGUGAUAACUUGUUGAAUAUUAAAAAAUACAGAUAUUUUGCUUCUCUUGGGACAUUUGUACUCGCAACUAUAUUUCUGUAAACAGCUGCAGUCAGAAUAAAACAAUGAAAGUUUUCA